AAACAUACGGCGGCCCUGGACUCCCAAAAGACUACACCGAAACGAGAGUCGUCUGCAUCCGCUUUGGCUUCACUAGUGUCCUCGUGAGGAAUCGGAGUUAAGAGAAGUGAAGUGACAGCCGGCAGGUAGCUGGAUCAGGAUGGCGGCCGUAGUGAACUACUCCCCGCCUUGGUGGGUGAACCUGCUUCACCGGUUGCCCCAUUUCAACUUGGAGUUCCAGGUUGUGAGCAGUGACUUUCGACCGGAGGAUUCAGAGUACCAGAAGUCCAUUUUGCUGCUCGGCGCUGUGGCGUUGCUGUGUCUGGGCCUGGACCUCCUCUUCCUCCUGUUCUACUCAUUCUGGCUUUGCUGCCGGCGACGCAAGAGUGACGAUUCCUCGCACUCCCAUUCGCACUCCCAGCAGCCCAGUGCCGACUGCUGCUGCACCGCGUGGUGCGUCAUCAUCGCCACCCUCGUCUGCAGUGCUGGCAUCGCUGUAGGAUUCUAUGGAAAUGGGGAGUCGAGUGAUGGAGCCAAUCGUUUGGCUUACUCCCUCCGUCAUGCCAACCGCACCGUAUCUGGGGUGGAGAAACUGGUGUCAGACAGCGCCUUAGCCUUAAACCAGACAGUGGAGGAGAGCUUAGUCCAGUUGGAGACAGCCUUCCAGGAUCAGACAGACUACGUGUCCAUCGUCCAAAAGCUGCAGGGACAGCUGGACGAGUUGGUGAGGCUGAUGGUGGAUGUUCCCUUCUGGACCAAUACUGACAUUUCCCUGGAGGACUUGGCCCGCAAGACGGAGGCUUUCGAUUUUUACAGGUGGUUGGGGUACCUUGGCCUGCUGCUGUUUGAUGUACUCAUUUGUCUUCUGGUGCUCUUCGGCCUCAUACGCAACUCUAGAGGCACUCUGAUUGGAGUGUGUCUGCUUGGGGUUCUGACUCUGAUAAUCAGCUGGGGGUCUCUCGGUCUGGAACUGGCUGUCGCUGCCUCAGCCAGCGAUUUCUGCGUUUCCCCGGAUACCUAUGUCACCAGGGUAACCAAGGAAAACGCUGUCAUCAACCAAGAUAUCCUGCAGUAUUACCUGACGUGCAGCUCUGGCCAAAUUAACCCCUUCCAGCAGAGGCUGUCAGGGAGUCACAAAGCAUUGGUGGAGAUGCAAGAUGAUGUGGCAGAGCUACUGAGAUCAGCAACACGUGAUUAUGCCACCACUAAGGGGAGUCUCGAGCAAAUCCAGUCUGUGCUGAAUUCCACCGAGGUUGGUCUUCACCAGCUGACUGCUCUGGUCGACUGCCGCAGCCUACACAUGGACUAUGUUCAGGCGUUGACUGGACUGUGUUAUGACGGGGUGGAGGGUCUCAUCUACCUGGUUCUCUUCUCCUUUGUCACUGCUCUGAUGUUCUCCUCCAUUGUGUGCAGUGUGCCACAUACCUGGCCUGGCAAGAGGACGGAUGAGGAAGACGGAGAGGACGAGUCGGGUGCCUCACGGGGCGGUGUGCACGAUAACCUGUACCGCGUUCACAUGCCCAGUCUCUACAGCUGUGGCUCCAGCUACGGUAGCGAAGCUAGCCUGCCCGCUACAGCCCACACUGUCAGCAAUGCCCCCGUCACUGAAUACAUGAGCCAGAACGCAAACUUUCAGAACCCUCGGUGUGAGAACACCCCCCUGAUUGGCAGGGAGUCCCCUCCACCCUCUUACACCUCAAGUAUGAGAGCAAAGUACCUGGCCACCAACCGACCGGACCAGAACCGACGCUCCGUUCCCAACGACCAACUGGACCCGGCUAGCCGGCCUAACCCCGCAGCCCGACCACAGUCCUCAGUGCACUAGAAACCAGUUCCGCAUCUGUCCACCCCAGUACUGCCUGAAUCCAGUUCUCACAGCCAAUAACAAGAUCCAACGUGAUGCUCACCAGAGCUUAAAAGCACCAACAGGACCACAGUUUGUCAAGGAAUUACACCGCCCGGUUCACCAGAAACAGCACCUCAGCAAAGGACUGCACUUUGAAGGUCAACCUCUACUUCUCACCCACAAUUAUUCAAAAAGGAAAAAGUCCAUCCCUGAAGAUCAUAAGUUAUACUCCUCUGCUUAGAGGACACACACCCCGAGAUGCUGGUUUCCACCACUGCCGUGAUGGAUCAACCCAUAUACCCACAAUGCACAGCAGUUAAAGCGCCUUGGCUCCGUCUCCAGUUUCUUCUUCCACUCUUCAAUGCUCUCCUCCUCCACUGGGAUCCGCACAGUGCCCUCCAGUGGAGACAGCUACGCCACUCUCACCGUCCAAUGCCGUGACACUCUGACACUCAGACCACACACUCACACACAGACAAGCCCACACACACAUGCAUACACACACUGUACAGAGCUGUAAAUAGUAAACAUGAGCUUUACUCUGAUUUCAUGAAAAGUAGACUGUUGAAUCAUAACUGGUAAAUGUGGUGUGCUGCGUGUUUAUCAUGGAAGUUUUUUGCUGUAUCUCUCAAACACACACACACACACACACAAAUCGGCUGACACAUCUGUAUAAAUAAUAAGCCAGUGAAUCAGAAAGCCAUGUUUAUAGGUAGAAACAGUACCAACACAUCCAUAUUCUCUUUAGCUUAACAUUGUCGUCUAACUAAGACUUGAAUCGUGAGCUUGAAAAGUGUGUCCAUGUCUCUCUCCAUAUUUGUUUACGUGCACAUACAGUACAGGCGUCGAUUAAUGCAUUUCGAAUAUGAGCCAGGAAUCCUGUUGGGGAAUAACUAUUUGGAAUUUGGGGAAUUGGAGCGAGAGACGAGGGGCAUAAGAAGGCUCAACCUGUGCCAAAAAACUCUGAAUAAUGAGGGAUGCCUGAUUCUGUCCUCUUCUCCUACUGCCUCCAGAUGUGUCGAAAAAAGGGAAGAAAAACUUUUCCCUCCGACUGUAAAUACUAUGGGAAUGGGAAAGACACUUGAAAAAAGGAAAAAAAACGGUGGACAGAAAUGGAAUAAGACUGACUGAAAAUUGCGACCACACAUUUGUCAGGUGCUAUGUAAGCCAGUCGAGGUCAGAGAAGACGAUCAGGACUUGAGGGACGGACGUUUUUAUUCCUUUAAUGUUUUGUUUUGUUUUCAUUCAGGGAUGUGAUCAGGAAUAUUAAAAGCAGUAAAAAUAAAACAGCUUUCCAUCAUUACUGAGUGGAAGUUAUGUUUCGAAACCUGAAAAAAAAAAAACAUGUCCCUGAUUAAUAAUGUUAUGUAAAAGUGUUUAAAUUCACAGAAAGUUGGUGUUUUUUAUGUUUUAUCAUAAGCUGAAAUUCGGGAUGUGAUACUGUGACCAACUGUAGUAUUUUGUUUUCUUCUGUACUGUUUUUUUUCCUGUGCUUUUAUUUUCUUAACUGCUGACCUUGGAUCAACCUUUAGCCACAAGUAGUGAGUCUUUUUUCUUUCUUUUUUCUUUUUUUUUUUACCCACAAGCACAAAUUCUCUUCAAGGUGACUUUGCGAGGCGGAGAAGUAAAACACACCGCCUGGGACACUGCCAGUGGUUUUUGCUCCCACUCUAAAACUCUCUGUACAGUGUAUAAAAACUGUAUCCGUGAACCCGUGUGUGUGACAUCACUGCAGCGUGAUUGGCUAUUGCUCUAUCUCAGUGUUACUGUGUGUAAGUACAGUGAUCGGUGUGUCUGACUGGCAACAAGCAAGGGCCAGCUUAUCUAGCCUGAGUCAUUUCUAUACAGACGCCACGCAUGCCCUCAUACACACAUUGAAACCUGAAACACACACACACACACACAUACAUGCUGUACAGACAUUCACUACACACGCCACAGUUUCUUAUAAAAAUCUAUCUUUCCCUACUUUUGUCCUGUUUACAUUCACUUCUAGAGCUGUAGUAACUACACACCCUGCCACAGCUUUGACAUCACACUGAAACCAUUUGCAUUAUGGGUGAUGUAGUAGGUAGAAACCUGGAAUCUAGUAAUUAGCCGAGUGAGCAGAGCCCUAACAUUCAAACACCUUCCAACCACCUUUCCUGUACAGCAUUUUAAUAUGUUAUUAUUAAUCAAUGACCACUUCUCGUAUUAGCGAGACAAUCUUACAUGUGUGAUUUUACUAGAAUGAAAAUGUCCAUGUUAUGGUAACAAUGCUACCUAUGGUCUAGUACUUUACAGUGUUUUUUGCACGAUCGAUGCAAAUGAUGUUAAGAUCUGUGGGACUAGUCACUGAUUAAUGGCCUUUCAUAAUGUUUUUAAACUCUUACAACACUCUUCAUAUCACAACAUGUUUUUUUAUUUUUCUCUGUCUUGUAAAAAUCAGACUUUAAAGAUAAAAUAAUAGCUAGCUGUUUUGUAGGAGAAUAAAGGCAAGAGCAGCGUUUUUCCUCUCUUAUUAAUGGUGAAUGACUCUCUGUCUUGCAAUGUUUUAAUAAAACUAUUCCAGUGUAGUUUGCACACCUGACCUAAAGUUGUAUUUGAAUUCCUGUGCAAUGCUUUCUGGGAUUUGAACAGUCUGAUACGGUAUGUCUUGACGGAAAAAGGUCCACGCUCAUGUUUAAGAGUCAGUCAUGUUUGCGUGUAUGUGUGGUAUUUACAGGACUUCAAAUACACCUCUGUCCAGAUGUGACAGACAAACAAUGUUUUCUAUGGCUGUUUUUAUUUUCUGAUGGUUUAACUAAGAUAUUAAUGAUGUACAUGUCAAAACUGUGGUAAUGAUAUCAUUCAGCCUGGAAUAAAUGUUUUAAAAAAAAGAAAUUAAAGCAACUUUAACAUACUGA
Morone saxatilis (striped sea-bass) is the source of this 4710-nucleotide messenger RNA. It is a transcript of the gene ttyh3b, whose product is annotated as tweety family member 3b. The record is from RefSeq and is a predicted model, not a curated record. Gene Ontology annotation, molecular function: intracellularly calcium-gated chloride channel activity; volume-sensitive chloride channel activity. Lineage: Eukaryota; Metazoa; Chordata; Actinopteri; Moronidae. The transcript is spliced from 15 exons. The coding region runs from base 140 to 1804 and encodes 554 amino acids. Gene Ontology annotation, cellular component: plasma membrane.